UUACAUUAAAAAUAACAACCUAAAAUCACCAAGUCCGAAUCCAUAAUUUAGUUUUAUAUUAUUUUCGUUUUAUUCUUACAAUGUGUGACGUUAUGUGUAAAUAAAACUAAACUAUUAAUAAUCCAUCAAACAUACGUAAAUUUAAAGUUACACAGAAGCACAAUUAGGAAAUCCUGAAAUAUAAUUUAUAUUAUACAUAAAGGAAACGUUCGAAAAUGGAGAAUAUUUGGCUUAAAUCUGAUUUAGCGGACGAAAUAAUGAAAAAUAAUGAUAUAUUUGAUCAAACGAAAAGCAUUGUAACAGAUAUUUUAUCCGGUCGGCUGGAAGUUACAACAUUACUCGAAAACAUGGCUGGAGUGUUAACAAACAAAGAAGUAGAUAACAGGGAAAAAGGAAUGAGAUUUUUUACUAAAACAUUAUCAGAAAUUCCAAAAGAUUUUCUCACGGAAAUGCAAAUAAAAUUCAUAUCAAAGUUUUAUACGGAUCGAUUAAAAGACCAUCAUAAAGUAAUACCAACAGUUUUGGAAGGGUAUCUUUAUAUUGUUGAUAUGACUCAUUAUAAUGUACAUUUUAGCGGAGAAUAUUUCACUAUAUUGUUCAGAGAGGUGGCCUGUCAGUCACAAGUGAGGCAAGACAGAUAUAAUAUUUAUUUAACGAUACUUAAGUUAUUGGAACGAGAUACCGAGUACAUGAAAACCCUCGGCCCAGACUUUAUAUAUGGAGUGAUAUCUUCGAUGGACGGUGAAAGAGACCCUCGAAAUCUGUUGUUCCUUUUCAAUUUUCUGCCAAAAUUUUUAGAAAAAAUACCCUUAGGGCAUUUAGUUGAAGAAAUGUUUGAAGUUAUAUCGUGUUACUACCCUAUUGAUUUCCAUCCCUCUCCAAAUGACCCAGCUCCGGUGUCAAGGGAUGAUUUAGCGGCUGCCCUUUGUCCCUGUUUGUGCGCAAUACCUGAGUUCGCUGAACAUUGCUUAGUGCUGUUAAUAGAAAAGUUAGACUCUAGCUUGAGGGUAGCCAAGAUUGAUUCAUUAAUUCUGUUGACUAAAAGUUGUAAUACAUUUAAAGCUGAAAGUUAUGCUCCAUUUCUUAAAGCAUUGUGGUCGUCCUUGCAUCGAGAGAUAACACAUAAAUCUGACGAAGUAUUAAAAUUAGCAGCUCACGAAUCAUUAUCAGCUUUAGUGGCAAAAUUGUCCACAAUAGCAAACACAGAUCAGUCCUUUGAGAAUUUCGUUAAAGGAAUACUCAUUUCCUUGCAAACUGCAUUAGCAGAAUCUACAACUGUAGCACAAUUUGUGCAAGGAACAAAAAUUUUACUAACCGUAGCUAACGCUUCAAAAGAGUCAUGUGAGAUUAUUACAAAGAUGAUGAUCCCAGCUAUUCUAGCUUAUUACGAAUUCAAAACUGUGUCAAAACUUCAAAUUGCUAGCUUGGAAUUUUUGGGAGACAUGUAUGAGUUGGCUCAACAUUGGGAUGUUUUAGAAAAUAUUGAAAAACAGGUGAAUGAAAUACCACAAGUAUGUUUAACAGCAGUAAGUGAAAGAACCAAAGAAUACCAAGUUGUAGGAUUCAGAACAUUAAUAAGAGUAAAAAAUGCUCUUAACAGUGAUCUUGUUGUACCAUUUAUUGAGAUUUUAACGUACAAUAUCCAACAUUCUGAAGACGAUGAGUUAUUAGGUAUAAGUGUGGAAACAGUACACGCUAUUGCAAGAAAAUAUCCAGAGUUGGUUAUGGAAUUUGUUGUCAAAGGUAAAUGUGAUGUACAGAAUUUGAUUCAGGAUAAAACGGCAUUACAAAAACGACUAAAUCUACUGUCUAGUCUAGCAAGUAUUGAUGAUUUUACUAAAAUAAUUAUUGAAGAAAUGCUUAAAGUGAUAGUUUCAAGUAACGAAGAAGCAUCCAAAGUCAUAAAAGCUCUAAGCAGUUCUUUAUCUAAUACAAGUUUAUACUCGAAUGAUAAAGUAGCUCAAAUAGAAAGUGAUCAUGGUUUGAUAGAUUCUGUUCUAACAUGGUUGGAUAAUGAAAUACUCACUGCAAAGGAACCAUUGGAACAUGGGUAUUCCUUAAUCUCGAAUACAAUUAGCAGUCUACCGAUAGAAAAACAGCUAAAUAUAUUAUCUAAACACACAACUAAUCUUUUAAAUAAGUGUUCUGUAAAUGAAAUUCACUUUCAAAUAUUAGAAUGUUUGUAUAGAUCAAUAAGACAGAAUGUAUAUAAUGAACAUUUUGAAAAGAUCUUUUCGUUAGCGUUAAAACUUGCUAUAAAUUCGGAUAAUGAUAUAGUACGUUUGAAAUCCUGCUAUUUAAUCGGUCAUUUCUUAAACAAGGCGGAGAAUGGACAAAAAUUUGAAUUGAUGUAUGAAUUAUUAAAGAAUUACCUCGCCUCAUGCAAUAGAGAUGAUUUGAACAUAUGUCCGAGAUUGAUAUUUUUGUAUGGUUGGAUUACCAAGGCUCUUGUUAUGAGAGGGAGUGAUCUGUUUCAAUUUUGGCUAAAUAAGAUAUUAAUAUCAAUAUCAAACCCAGAAUGCAGUCAACAAGGAUCAGAUGCUAUUAAAAUAGUUAUGGCUGAUUUCCCUGACUGUCUUAAUUCGAAACAUCAUUGCAGAACAAGUUUACUUUUCAAGCAGAGAAUGUUCCAGAGUUUUACUAAAAUAUCUGGUAAUGUAGUUCUUAGUCCGGAAGCGAAAGAGGCUUUUCUACUGAGUUGGGCGUACAUUUUAGAUAAGAUACCGAAAAGUGUACUUAAUAAUGAAGUAAAUAAGAUUGUUCCUUUAGCGAUUGAUGGAUUGGAAUACGACAAUAAAGAUCUUAUUUUGGUAAUGAUUGAUAUCUUAAUACAUUUCGUACAAGCGAAAAACAUGUCAAUCGCUCAGAGCUUACAGACUAUACUGCCGAGAAUAGUCAAUUUGACAACAUAUGUUAAAUCUAUGGAUGUAAGAAUAAAAAGCUUACAAUGCCUUUAUGAGAUAGCAAAUUCGUACGACACAAGAUUACUUCUACCCUACAAACAAGAUAUUUUAAUAGAUUUAGCGCCAUCUCUCGACGAUAAGAAGAGACUCGUUAGAAACAUGGCGGUCAAAGCUCGAACUAGAUGGUUCCUUGUCGGUGCACCUGGAGAAAAUAAAGAAACGUGAUGAAUAUAUUAUAUAAAUGUUAAAAAAUAAUAAAGUUUAUAUUUCGCCUUGUA
This is a messenger RNA of Melitaea cinxia (Glanville fritillary), 3181 nucleotides long. It is a transcript of the gene Mms19, whose product is annotated as MMS19 nucleotide excision repair protein. Lineage: Eukaryota; Metazoa; Arthropoda; Insecta; Lepidoptera; Nymphalidae. Gene Ontology annotation, cellular component: cytosolic [4Fe-4S] assembly targeting complex. Gene Ontology annotation, biological process: iron-sulfur cluster assembly. Bases 216 to 3128 code for a protein of 970 amino acids. The transcript has 7 exons. The record is from RefSeq and is a predicted model, not a curated record.